Messenger RNA from Mastomys coucha (southern multimammate mouse), 1164 nucleotides. It is a transcript of the gene Lsm1, whose product is annotated as LSM1 homolog, mRNA degradation associated. The transcript is spliced from 4 exons. Gene Ontology annotation, biological process: deadenylation-dependent decapping of nuclear-transcribed mRNA. The coding region runs from base 324 to 725 and encodes 133 amino acids. Gene Ontology annotation, cellular component: Lsm1-7-Pat1 complex; P-body. Gene Ontology annotation, molecular function: RNA cap binding. The record is from RefSeq and is a predicted model, not a curated record. NCBI's taxonomy places the organism in Eukaryota, Metazoa, Chordata, Mammalia, Rodentia, Muridae.
CGGUCAACCCGGACCUCGGGGCAGGACGGCGAAGCGAGGGACGGUGCUUGUCACGCGUGAGGGAACGCCUAGCCUCCGCCCUUCCGACCUGGACUUCACUUCACUGACGAGAGGGGAAGAAAACGCUGUCUGCGACCGCACGCCCAGCACGCCUCUUGCGGUGGGUGGACGGGCGACACCGGAAGUGGGCGGGGUAACCUGAAACGCUUCCGGCGACUAGCGGUGUUUGAGGUGCAGGUGAGCGGCGGGUUCCCGUCCGCGUCCCGCCGGCGGGCGACUGGACGCCCUCGCGGCCGUGCGGUGCAGCGUUGCGAGAGCUCAAAAUGAAUUAUAUGCCCGGCACCGCCAGCCUCAUCGAGGACAUCGACAAAAAGCAUUUGGUCCUACUUCGAGAUGGAAGGACACUUAUAGGUUUUUUAAGAAGCAUUGAUCAAUUUGCUAACUUAGUGCUCCAUCAGACUGUGGAGCGGAUUCAUGUGGGCAAAAAGUACGGUGAUAUUCCUCGAGGGAUAUUCGUGGUCAGAGGAGAAAAUGUGGUCCUACUAGGAGAAAUAGACCUGGAGAAGGAGAGUGACACACCCCUUCAGCAAGUGUCUAUUGAAGAGAUCCUAGAAGAGCAGAGGGUACAACAGCAGACCAGACUGGAGGCAGAGAAGCUGAAGGUCCAGACCCUUAAAGAUCGGGGUCUCUCCAUUCCUCGAGCAGACACUCUGGACGAGUACUGAGUCCUUGCUCAGAGAUUGCUCUAGAGAGCAGGUGCUGUCGCCUGGUCAUCUCACACAUUUGACCAGAGUAUCACAUUGAACAGUGAUCUCAUUCUUUCAUGGAUGCCAACAUGAAGAAAUCAUAGGGUUUUGUUUUGUUUUGUUUUUUUAACAAAAUCAUUAUAUAUUAGUUUUGGUUUUCUUUUUCAAACAGUCUCAAGAAAUAGUCCUGGCUGACCUAGAACUCACUAUGUAAACCAGGAUGACCUCUAGCUUGUGGGAUUGCAGGUGGCCUCCACCAGCCCAGCUUUACUAUUGAAACAAACAGUGGCAUGACCUCUCUUCACACAAGCCACUGUGGAGCCAAGAAUCAUGUCUUUAUAUUGCUUAUCUCAGAGUUUACAUUUCUUUUCAAAAAAUAUUUCAUUUACUUGUAAAUAAAAAAUGAAUCUCAGAACUG